This is a messenger RNA of Coregonus clupeaformis (lake whitefish), 1003 nucleotides long. Its product is annotated as transcription factor 15-like. Lineage: Eukaryota; Metazoa; Chordata; Actinopteri; Salmoniformes; Salmonidae. The record is from RefSeq and is a predicted model, not a curated record. Gene Ontology annotation, biological process: regulation of transcription by RNA polymerase II; developmental process. The transcript has 2 exons. Gene Ontology annotation, molecular function: protein dimerization activity; DNA-binding transcription factor activity, RNA polymerase II-specific; RNA polymerase II transcription regulatory region sequence-specific DNA binding. Bases 109 to 756 code for a protein of 215 amino acids.
ACAAACACGUGGCUGAGGAAAACUAGACAUUUCAAACUUUUUUUUGAACUACCAUUAGGCCUAGACAUUAAAGACAUAGGCCAAGUCUACAUUAGGUCCCCAAUAUGCAUGCAUAGAAUAUUCAUUCGUUUAGGGAUUUGUUUUCUCCUCUUAUUUUUUUCUUGGGCCAUCGUUUUAGAGACCCAGACCCAAAACAUUUCGAUGAUGACCUUUGCCAUGCUUCGGCCAAUUGCGACUCAUCUGAUCAGCUACCCGGACCUGAGUAUGAUGUCCGAAGACGAGGAGAACCGCAGCGAGAGCGACGGUAGCUCGGAUCAGAGCUAUGGAUGCUGCGCAUCCGCCGACAAACGGCGGAGGAUUUCUCGAAAGUCGGGAGGCAGCAGUGUUGUCAUUGUGAAACAGCGGAACGCAGCCAAUGCCAGGGAGCGCGACCGAACCCAAAGCGUCAACACUGCAUUUACUGCACUUCGGACUCUAAUACCCACUGAGCCAGUGGACAGAAAACUCUCCAAGAUUGAGACGCUUCGCCUAGCAUCCAGCUACAUCUCCCACCUCACCAACACCCUGCUGCUCGGAGACGGGAAUGGAGAUGGACAACCUUGUCUUGGCGCGGUUUACGCGCAAGGAGAGAGCGGUGGAAAGCAGCCUCGCACCAUCUGUACCUUCUGUUUGGGCAAUCAAAGAAAAGCGAUAAAGGAUGGCAAAGACUGUCUGAAGAUGCGAGGCGUUGGUUCUCUGAGAGUGAACCGCAGAUAGAAGACCGUGAAACACAACAUCAAGAACCAGAACUCCUCAUCCACAAACUCAGGGAACACUAAAAGCAGGCCAUAACAGAACCAUUCUCAUCAUGCUGGAGAAUAUUAUGAAACAAGAGACUAUUUAUACUUGAGAGAAUGCUGUGAGAAGCAUGGAACAAAACAAUGUCCAAAGUGAAGCCUUUAACAAAUGCAGUGCAUUUAUAGAUAGAGAAAUUAUAGAUUUGUAUAUUUGUGUGAUAUUUGUG